CAGGGACCCAGUCGGAGGCUCGGAGCUGAACUCUGUCCAGUGUGGACCUGCUAUGCAUGCAGUCUGUCAGUGUCACUUGUAUUACUAGUCUUCACUCUACAGUCGGUCAGCUGCGUCCCCGCCACAGCUAGCUAUCCACCCUCGAGCCUCCUACUAAUACACAGACUGUACUACAGUACAGCGCGCGUGGACUCGACUUCAAAAACUUCAUUGACCUGCAGACUGUGCCUGUUGCCAGUGUUGGCGUUGGUGCUUGCUUGUCGCAUAGCAGUGUAGAAGUUAGUUUUCUUUUGGAGUUGCGAUUUGGGUCGAGCACGUUCUGUUCAAGCUGUACAGGUUCAUUCUCCCUUCCUGCACCAGUGUGUUCUGUGUACGCUGUAUCGGAGGCCAACUCAACUGGCAGGAGUAAAAGGAAUCGUGAUCAGCUGUCUCUCGUGGUGAUAUCCUCCGCCAACAGUCAUGGCGACCUGUGGAACGGUCGGCUAUAUGGUGUCCAGCUUGGCGAAGGAGCUGCACGGCUUUCCGCACAAGAAUCGCAACUUGAAAACUGUCAGCGAUGAGUUUGACCCCACUGAACUCUCCUACUACGAGGGCGUCUUCUUCAGCGCCGGUCUCUUCCUGGUCAUCGGCUUCAUCUUGAUGGCGUUUGCCUGCAUCUACCUGUGUGUCAGGGCAUGCUGUUGUAACAAGGAGGCGCCACCAGGAAAGUCAAAAGGCUGCAAUCCCGUAUUCCUCCUCAUCUGCGUUUUGCUUUGCCUCGGUGGCUUGGUUCUGGGCUACUAUGGGAACGAGUUCACGCGGGACGGCAUGUUGGGAGUAGCGAGCUCAGUCAAGUCUGCCAACGGCACGGUGUCAUCUGCAAACACCAGGGUCAAUCUCAUCACAACUAACUUGACAGGGCAAUCACGGCUGCUUUACCGCUUGCAGCUGGAAAUAGGCAACUCGUCUGUACCAGAUCCGCAAAAGACAAAUUACGUUAAUCAGGCUAGCCAAGCUAGAGGUCAGGUGAACUCGGCAGCCGAUCAGUCCCGUGAGAUCAGCAGCUCUCUGGAAAGCGUACCGAACGUGGCCAAGUAUGCCGACGACCUGAAAAAAUACGAGGACUACAGGUGGAGGUCGACGAUUGGCGUGCUGUGCUACGUUCUUGGUAUUCUCUUGUUAGCCGUUCUGUGCGUCUUCUGCAAGUCUGUCUGCAUGCUACAAUUCAAUGUUUUCUUGACGCUGAUAGCACUGAUUGUGGCAUGGCUGUACGGCGGUGUCUUCAUCGGUGUUGGUGUGCUUGGCGGUGACUUCUGCGUUGAUCCAGAUGCCUAUAUCGACCGGGCCGUAUCGAAUUCCUCACGAGAACAAGUGGUCUACUUCACACGCUGUGGAAACUGCAGCAAUCCGUUUGAAAAUGACUUUAACACGGCGAGAGACAACCUGAAUCGCAGUAUUGUUCAGGUUGCUAGCCUGACUGCUGACGUUCAGGCUUACCGCAAUUUCACUUCCGAUAACUCCACUGAUCAAGCCCUGACAACACUUACUGAACUCCAGUACAGUCUUAGCGGUGUGGACGUCAUCCUGGUGAACCUCUUCAACCAGGACAUCAACUGCACUAACCUCAACAACGACUACAAUGAUCUUCUGACGUCAGCCUGCAAGAAAACACUCGAUGGAGCAGUAUUCACGUUUUCCGGCUGCUUUGUCCUGGGCGUGAUGCUGGUGAUGUUCAUUGUGGCCUCGCAACUCUACUGGACUAGGCUCAAGGACGAAGAUAAAGGCUGGUAACCAAUAGCAACAGGUAAUCGUCUGACCCGUAAACACUGCCUGCAAGGAUGGCAGCGAUUACGUGGUGCACUCGUACCCAAUGCAACGACGUCAUAACAAAACCUAACCCAGCAUUUGCAUCAUCAUCGCCGUGGCAACACCUCUCUCACCGUCACCACGAGAACCCCUACUCCAGCAUAGCACGAUGUAGCCAUAGAAACCACAAAAUGGAAUUAUUCAUUCGAGCGUGCCGUAUUAAUUUUUUUAGGAAAUAUUCCCCCCACCACUCUGCGCAAUGAAAUAGUAUGCAUGUGAUUCCCCCACCCCAUUGCUCUGCCGUAAUCUUGAACCAUCAUACAAUGUCUAUGCGUUGCAUAUGGGAGCAUGAGAUGCAAGCCGCAUUUUUUUUUUUUUUUACUCAAGCGCUCCCUGCUACUACGCCGCGAACCGUCUUUGCCUUUGAGAUAAAGAAGACGCCGUGAUUGGUGCCCGGCUAUGCCGCCGUGUGUGCGGUGUUACUUGUGGUGCGUUCUCUCCGCGCUGUGAGUCCUGAACAGACGGACUAGUACCGCCACCACCACCACCAGCUAGAGCCGUGCCCUUCAUGUUGCGCGCCGACUACGACUGCUUUCGCUUUCCUGUUCUGGAAGCUGAGUACCGGCUUGCUAUCGCACGUGGAAGCGUCAUCAUGCCCGUUCUGUUCAUUUACUCGCUGUGUUUAUUGUCUUGUUCUUAUUGGCAUGGGUCGUGUGAUCAGAGACAAUUCUAUGUGUUACUCGAAUGAAAUCUAAGAGAAAAUGUGAAAGAGACAAGAGAUAGAUGGCGUCUUUAUUUCUUUCGACCCCUUUUUCACAUUGUUGUGCGCCAUGUUGACGUCGUUGCAUUCUUGCUUUUUAACUAUCAUCACGCAGGCUGCAAUAGUGUUGGUUUGUCUAAGCAGGAAAAUGAUCCCAAUGUAUAUGUACAGACGUAGGCGUUCUUUUAGAAUCGAUACGAACAAGUAGCACUUAUGUAGACGUUCGCGCUGUAUGUGAUCUUCUGUACACUGACGACUGUGUACCCGAAUCUCAAAUUGAAUAAGACAGUAGUACUUAUGAUAUGUGGACUUUCGCAUUGUAUUGGAGUUUCUGUAUGCUGACUGUUUUGUGCAUGCUGACUGUUUUGUGCCCAAAUCUCAAAUUCUUUAUUCGUUGUUCCGCUGUUUUUUUUCUUCUCCAUAUUGAUGUGGCUAUACCGAACCUUAGCCUGAA
Molecule: messenger RNA, 2999 nt
Organism: Sycon ciliatum
Lineage: Eukaryota; Metazoa; Porifera; Calcarea; Leucosolenida; Sycettidae
Product: protein tweety homolog 1-like
Exons: 15
Coding region: 460-1770 (436 amino acids)
Cellular component (GO): plasma membrane
Molecular function (GO): intracellularly calcium-gated chloride channel activity; volume-sensitive chloride channel activity
Source: RefSeq, a predicted model, not a curated record